AUGACGUCCGAAGCUACCAACUCGGCCCCCCAGACCAAGAUCGCCGUUUACUGCGGUGCCUCCCCCGGCCACAACCCCAAGCAUCUAGCCAUGGCACGCGAGCUGGCUCAUGCGAUGGCGGAGAACAACAUUGGCCUAGUAUACGGAGGAGGCACCAUCGGCAUCAUGGGUGAAAUAGCACGCACCCUCGUCUCCCUCUCCGGCCCCUCCUCCGUCCACGGCGUGAUCCCCGACCCCCUCAUCCGCUACGAACGCAACCUCCCCACCAAAGCCUCCGACUUCUCGGGCACCGGCAACCCUGAUCUCAACCCCGUGCUGCCUGACGAGGCCGUGUUCGGCCGCACCACCGUCGUCCCGGACAUGCACACCCGCAAGAAGCUCAUGGCGCAGGAAGUGUUCAACGGCGGGCCCGGCAGCGGCUUCAUCGCCCUCUCGGGCGGCUACGGCACCAUUGAGGAGAUGUUCGAGACGGCUACCUGGAACCAGCUGGGUAUUCACAAGAACGGCAUCUGUCUGCUCAACGUCGAUGGGUUCUUCGACGGUAUUCUGCAGUGGAUCGAGAAGUCGAGUAGCGAAGGAUUCAUCUCGCCUGCGAAUAAGGGGAUCGUCGUGACGGCUACGGAUGCUAAGGGCGCUUUGAAGCAGUUGAGGGAGUAUAAGCUCUCGGCGGAUACGAUGAAGCUUGAGUGGGGAGAUCAGUGA
This is a messenger RNA of Scedosporium apiospermum, 702 nucleotides long. RefSeq lists its product as uncharacterized. The coding region runs from base 1 to 702 and encodes 233 amino acids. Gene Ontology annotation, biological process: cytokinin biosynthetic process. NCBI's taxonomy places the organism in Eukaryota, Fungi, Ascomycota, Sordariomycetes, Microascales, Microascaceae. The transcript has 2 exons. Gene Ontology annotation, molecular function: hydrolase activity, hydrolyzing N-glycosyl compounds. The record is from RefSeq and is a predicted model, not a curated record. Gene Ontology annotation, cellular component: cytosol.